AGUCGUAACUCCCUCUUGGGUGAGUAACCGAUCAAAACAGUUUCCUUGAUAACAGUACCGGAUUCCUUCUGCUUCUCCGAUGGAAGACGAAGUCAACAGAGAACUCGACCUCCUCCCGCCGUCGCGCUCCGAUUCCUCCCUUCUCCACCUGCACUCCUCGUCCUCCUCCACCACAGAGUGCGGCGGCGCCCCCUCGCUCGACCUGCAGCUCUCGAUCAGCGUGCGUCCGCCGGCGGUGCUGAUGUGCGACGGCGUGGAGGCGCUCAAGUGGCAGGCGGCGGAGCAAAUCCGUCUGGCGGCGAUGGAGAAGGCGUACGCGGAGCGUGUGCGCGAGCUGACGCGGCGCGAGAUGGAGAUGGCGCAGUCGGAGUUCGCACGUGCGCGCCAAAUGUGGGAGCGUGCGAGGGAGGAGGUCGAGAAGGCGGAGAGAAUGAAGGAGCGUGCGACGAGACAGGUGGAUUCCACGUGCAUGGAGAUCACUUGCCAUUCCUGUAGGCAAAGGUUCAGGCCCAGGCCCGCUUAAUCCCUCCCAUAUUAGGCUUUUGCUUUUCUAACCCACCACCGCCGUCACCACCACCACCACCACCACCACCGCCACCAACAACAACAACAAAAAUAAAAUAAUAAUUAAUUAACCGUUUUUGGCUUGAUGAGAAAUUAGUUAGUUAAGUGAAAGUGAUGCUGUGUGUGUAAAUGUUUCAUUUCAUUCGAUGCUUUGAUUUUGAAGAUAUGUAUCUGUUUCGGGAUGAAUGAGCAGACAGGACAAUUAAUACAUACGUACGUGAGUGAGGUCCCCUGAGAUCGAUUGAAUCA
Molecule: messenger RNA, 813 nt
Organism: Cajanus cajan (pigeon pea)
Lineage: Eukaryota; Viridiplantae; Streptophyta; Magnoliopsida; Fabales; Fabaceae
Product: SHOOT GRAVITROPISM-like protein
Biological process (GO): gravitropism
Cellular component (GO): nucleus
Source: RefSeq, a predicted model, not a curated record